AAGGCUGUUAGCCAAAGGCUUGACAUUCAUCUUCCCACCAGAAGGAAAGAAUGGAACUGGUAGAGAAAAAAGCAGCUAAGAGACAGGAGGAAACAAACAACAUAGACCCAGAAGAAACAGUUUAAAACACGGCUGAAAUUAAUUCUUCCCCUGGACUCUUCAAUUAUGGUGAACAGCCGUGAGUUGUCCAGCAUGAUAGUGCUCAUUUUCUUGGCCCUCAGCAAGAAAAAUGUUGCCAAGCUACACCCAUGGGCCUAAUCUCCAAAUGCAGUGACCCAGCAAGUAGUACACAUGGUCCAAUCAGUUGUCUUGGAUUCUUCUUAUAAGAUGAUAUUUGGAAAGAGCUGUGGGCCUGAGCUUGGAAAAUGAAUACACUUCCCAAAGCAAUAAUUGCACAUAUUUAAGAGAGCAAUGCUUACGCGACGCAAACGGAUGUAAGCAUGCUUGGAGUGUAAUGGAAGAUGCCUGCAGUGAUUCAGGUGACACCUGUAAGAUGAGGAAUUCAUCAUACUGUAACCUGAGUAUCCAGUACUUAGUGGAAAGCAAUUUCCAAUUUAAAGAGUGUCUCUGCACUGAUGACUUCUCUUGUACUGUGAACAAACUGCUUGGAAAAAAAUGUAUCAAUAAAUCAGAUAACAUAAAAGAGGACAAAUUCAAAUGGAAUCUAACUACACCUUCCCAUCAUGGAUUCAAAAGGAUGUGGUCCUGUUUGGAAGUGGCAGAGGCAUGUGUAGGGGAUGUGGUCUGUAAUGCACAGUUGGCCUCUUACCUUAAAGCUUGCUCAGCAAAUGGAAAUCCGUGUGAUGUGAAACAUUGCCAAGCAGCCAUACGGUUCUUCUAUCAAAAUAUACCUUUUAACAUUGCCCAGAUGUUGGCUUUUUGUGACUGUAGUCAGUCUGAUAUACCUUGUCAGCAGUCCAAAGAAGCUCUUCACAGCAAGCCAUGUGCAAUGAACAUGGUUCCACCCCCUACUUGCCUCAGUGUAAUUCACAGCUGCCAAAAUGAUGAAUUAUGCAGGAAGCACUAUAGAACAUUUCAGUCAAAAUGCUGGAAGCGUGUGACUAGAAAGUGCCAUGAAGAUGAGAAUUGCAUUAGUGCCUUAAGCAAACAGGACCUCACUUGUUCAGGAAAUGAUGACUGCAAAGCUGCUUAUAUAGAUAUCCUUGGGACGAUCCUUCAAGUGCAAUGUACCUGUAGGACCAUUACACCAAGUGAGGAAUCUUUGUGCAAAAUUUUCCAGCACAUGCUUCAUAGAAAAUCAUGUUUCGAUUAUCCAACCUUGUCUAAUGUCAAAGGCAUGGCGUUGUAUACAAGAAAACAUGCGAAGAAAAUCACUUUAACUGGGUUUCAUUCCCCCUUCAAUGGAGAAGUAAUCUAUGCUGCCAUGUGCAUGACAGUCACCUGUGGAAUCCUUCUCUUGGUUAUGGUCAAGCUUAGAACUUCCAGAAUAUCAAAUAAAACAAGAGAUCCUUCACCGAUCCAAAUACCUGGAGAACUCUGAUUCUUUAGGAGCCAUGGACCCGUAACAAUCGCUUUCUUUCUCUUUUACGUUUUUGGGUGG
Molecule: messenger RNA, 1561 nt
Organism: Sapajus apella (tufted capuchin)
Lineage: Eukaryota; Metazoa; Chordata; Mammalia; Primates; Cebidae
Gene: GFRAL
Product: GDNF family receptor alpha like
Exons: 11
Coding region: 455-1501 (348 amino acids)
Biological process (GO): nervous system development
Cellular component (GO): signaling receptor complex; external side of plasma membrane
Molecular function (GO): signaling receptor activity
Source: RefSeq, a predicted model, not a curated record